CACAGGGGCUGUCCCAGUGCUCUUCUGCAAGACAAACCAAAGCCUGUCAGAACUCGCGCUGUUGUGUCCUUCCACGCCUUAUUUACAUUUAAACAGCCAGAAGUGGCGGGGUCCAGGAGUUGAACAAGCAGUCAGCUACAGCUAGGCUCUUCAAAUCAGCCUAAUUUCACUAUGUUUGUCUCUUUCAUCCUGUUAUGGAUCUGUAUUUUCUUCUUCAUUCUCUGUCUCAAAUGUCAGAGACCCAAGAACUUUCCUCCGGGACCUCCUCCAUUACCGAUACUGGGGAACCUGUUAAAUCUCAGCCUAGACAACCCCAUGAGGGACUUUGAAAGGCUGAGAAAGUGCUAUGGAAACGUCUACAGUCUUUUCAUUGGACCCAAAGCAGCUGUAGUCAUCAAUGGGGUGCAGGUAAUGAAGGAGGCCAUGAUUACAAAGGCUGCUGAUUUUGCUGGAAGACCUCAAGACAUCUUUGUCAGUGACCUCACCCGCAAAGGUAUUGUUCUAGCAGACUACGGUGCUACUUGGAAGGAACAUCGUCGCUUCGCUCUUAUGACCUUUAGGAAUUUUGGUCUUGGAAAACAGUCCAUGGAGCAAAGGAUUCUGGGGGAAAUACAGUACACAAUGGAAACACUGGAAAAAAGUAUUGUCACAGGUACAACCUUCAGUCCUCAAGUUAUGUUUCAUAAUGCGGCGUCCAACAUCAUCUGCCAGGUUCUGUUUGGUAAACGUUAUGAGUAUGAUGACAACUUCAUCAAAGUCGUUGUUCAAUGCUUUAAGGAAAACUCCAAGAUAGCUAAUGGACCCUGGGCUAUGCUGUAUGACUCUGUUCCCAUGAUUCGAAACCUGCCGCUGCCCUUCACAAAGGCAUUUAAGAACAUAGAGACUUGUAAGAAACUUGUAACUCGUCUGAUCACUGAGCACAAAGAGACCAGAGUCCCUGGGCAACAACGAGACUUCCUUGACUGCUAUCUGGACGAACUGGAUAAGAGAGGCGAUGAUGGCUUCUCAUUUUGUGAAGAUCGACUCAUCAUGUUUGUUCUGGAUCUUCACUUUGCUGGAACUGACACCACAUCCAACACCCUUCUCACUGGCUUCCUUUACCUUAUGACCUACCCAUCGAUACAAGAGCGAUGUCAGCAGGAGAUAGACCAGGUGUUGGAAAAGAGGGAUCAUGCCAGUUAUGAUGACAGACACAACAUGCCUUACAUGCAGGCUGUGAUCCAUGAAGUCCAAAGGAUAGCCAACACUGUCCCUCUAAGUGUCUACCACUGUACAACAAAUGACACAAAGCUAAUGGGAUAUUCCUUACCCAGGGGGACAUUAAUCAUUCAAAACCUGAACUCUGUGCUCAGUGAGGAGGGGCAGUGGAAAUUCCCUCAUGAAUUCAACCCUGAAAACUUUCUGAAUGACCAGGGAGAGUUUGUUAAACCAGAGGCCUUCAUGCCUUUCUCUGCAGGUCCUCGUAUGUGUCUCGGAGAGAAUCUGGCUCGCAUGGAGCUCUUCCUCAUCAUGGUGACUCUGCUGAGGAAGUUCAAGUUCAUCUGGCCUGAGGAUGCCGGACAGCCCGACUACACUCCUGUGUACGGGAUCACUCUGUCACCUAAACCGUACUGCAUGAAGGUCCAGCUCAGGGCCAAACAGCAGAAAGUGCCAAUAUGACACAUAUAAUACAAUUUACAUUAUAUUAAACACACUGCACAGUCUAUUAAACACUUUUUAUAUAUGAUCAUUUUAUAUUUACAUGGAAACUAUUUAGGCAGUGUGUGUGUGUGUGUGUGUGUGUGUGUGUGUGUGUGUGUUCAAGGACAACAUCUAGUUAAUAGCUCCCCCAAGUGGACAGAAUUGAUAUUGCAUGUAAUAAAGUUUUAUUUCGGGACAUAAA
This is a messenger RNA of Larimichthys crocea (large yellow croaker), 1882 nucleotides long. Its product is annotated as cytochrome P450 2F2. Bases 172 to 1659 code for a protein of 495 amino acids. The record is from RefSeq and is a predicted model, not a curated record. Gene Ontology annotation, molecular function: heme binding; oxidoreductase activity, acting on paired donors, with incorporation or reduction of molecular oxygen, reduced flavin or flavoprotein as one donor, and incorporation of one atom of oxygen; iron ion binding. Gene Ontology annotation, biological process: xenobiotic metabolic process. NCBI's taxonomy places the organism in Eukaryota, Metazoa, Chordata, Actinopteri, Sciaenidae. The transcript has 11 exons. Gene Ontology annotation, cellular component: cytoplasm; intracellular membrane-bounded organelle.